Messenger RNA from Micropterus salmoides (largemouth bass), 1791 nucleotides. RefSeq names its product tachykinin receptor 3a (gene tacr3a). NCBI's taxonomy places the organism in Eukaryota, Metazoa, Chordata, Actinopteri, Centrarchiformes, Centrarchidae. Gene Ontology annotation, molecular function: tachykinin receptor activity. Gene Ontology annotation, cellular component: sperm midpiece; plasma membrane. The transcript is spliced from 5 exons. The coding region runs from base 270 to 1508 and encodes 412 amino acids. Gene Ontology annotation, biological process: G protein-coupled receptor signaling pathway; positive regulation of flagellated sperm motility. The record is from RefSeq and is a predicted model, not a curated record.
UCAACAGGCACUGGAGGAUACUUGUUACAUGUAAAAUUUCACCGCGUUUUUAUUAGCACGGUAGUACUAUUACUUUAUACUGAAAUUGCGAACAAUUCAGACAAAGCUGUAGGGAUCUGUUUUUAGGGAUGGUGAUGUGUUUUAAGUUGCGCCCUAUGGUGCAUAUACGCAAAACCUCUUCCACCAUUCUAGAUUUACACCUCAGUAGGUAGAUUAGACUCGUGGAACAACCAAAGCAUUUACAGUAGUCGGUGGGAAAGGAGAAAAGGAUGGCAGCUCCACAGAACGGAUCCAACUUAACGACCAACUAUACCAACCAGUUUGUGCAGCCUCCGUGGCGCAUCGCUCUCUGGUCCGUAGCCUACAGCUUCGUUCUGGCGGUGGCGGUGUUCGGAAACCUCAUUGUGAUAUGGAUCAUUCUUGCCCACAAGCGGAUGAGGACGGUGACAAACUACUUUCUACUAAACUUGGCGUUUUCGGACGCGUCGAUGGCCGCGUUUAACACUUUGAUAAACUUUAUCUACGCUGCCCACGGGGAAUGGUACUUCGGGGAAGCGUAUUGCAAAUUCCACAACUUCUUCCCGGUCACAUCGGUGUUUGCAAGCAUCUACUCCAUGACUGCGAUAGCUGUGGACAGGUACAUGGCCAUCAUCCAUCCCCUGAAGCCUCGUCUUUCAGCGAAGGCCACCACAGGAGUCAUCGUCUGUAUCUGGAGCCUGGCUGUGGUUCUGGCCUUCCCUCUCUGCUACUUCUCCACCACCCGAACUCUGCCCCGCAGGACCCUCUGCUACGUGGCCUGGCCCCGCAUGGCCGACGACCCCUUCAUGUAUCAUAUCAUAGUUACAGUUAUGGUCUACGUGCUGCCAUUAGUGGUGAUGGGCAUCACUUACACCAUCGUUGGGGUGACUCUGUGGGGAGGGGAGAUUCCAGGAGACUCAUCUGAUAACUAUCAUGGACAGCUCAGGGCUAAAAGGAAGGUGGUGAAGAUGAUGAUCAUCGUAGUGGUGACCUUUGCCCUCUGUUGGCUGCCUUAUCAUGUCUACUUCAUUGUGACAGGUCUCAACAAGCGUCUGAUCAAGUGGAAGUACAUCCAGCAGGUUUACCUGUCAGUGCUGUGGCUGGCAAUGAGCUCCACCAUGUACAACCCCAUCAUCUACUGCUGCCUCAACAGCAGGUUUCGAGCUGGCUUCAAGCGAGCGUUUCGUUGGUGCCCAUUCAUCAAGGUGUCCAGCUACGACGAGUUGGAACUACGCUCGACACGGCUACACCCAACACGCCAGAGCAGCAUGUACACGCUGUCACGAAUGGAUACAACCACGGUGAUGGUUUACGACCCUGUCGAGGGUGGUGGCGGUGCUGCCGGUGGCUCCGGAAGGAAGCACUCCCUGUCUGCUAGGAAGAGAAGCUACAUCACGUCUCGCCAUACAGAGAUCACAGGAUGCAACGGUGGCAGUGUUAAAACGCCAAAUGGAGUGGCUCCAAGUGCUCAACCUGAGGAGUUCUCUUGAAGGGUGUUCUCACAGACUUACAAAAAGUAAAUGUGUUCACAUGCAUAAUACACUGUAUAUAUAAAACAGUGCGGAGAUGUUUGCUUAAUUUAGACAUAGAAACAUUGUAUCAAGGUGAAAGUAGUGCAGGGUAUGACCACAUGGAUAUAGAGAUUAUUGAAUAUUUUAACUUGAUGGAUCACAGACUUUUUUAAGAUACUCUGGAGCAUGGAUGGAUUACUGAGCGGGCUAAUUGGGCAAGUCAAUGUUUCUAGCAGUUCUAAUUAAAAUGUCACACAGCUCA